CUCUUUCUCAAGCUUCUCUCUAACAAUGGAAACACAAAUCAUCAUAGAGAAGAGUACUUCUCAAGUAACCUUCAUCUCCGCCGUAUCCUCCUCCUCCGCCGCCGCCUCAUUAUCCUCACCUACAACAUCUUCCUCUUCUUCUUCUUCUUCUUCUUCUUCUUCAUCAACAACUUCUAAUUUCCCUGAGGAAAACAACUCUAAAAGAAAAGCAUCUCGAAGAUCAUCAUCGUCAUCAGGAUCAUUAGCCGUUCAAGAAGAUGAAGAUGACGUCGGGAAACGGCGAAAAGUCAACGCCGGAGAUAAGCAUCCGACGUAUAGAGGAGUAAGGAUGAGGAGUUGGGGAAAAUGGGUGUCGGAAAUCAGAGAGCCGAGGAAAAAAUCACGAAUCUGGCUCGGGACUUAUCCAACGGCUGAGAUGGCGGCUCGAGCUCAUGAUGUGGCGGCUUUAGCCAUAAAAGGUGCAACGGCUUUCCUCAAUUUUCCCGAAUUAUCCGGCGAGCUUCCUCGUCCGGUCACCAAUUCUCCUAAAGACAUUCAAGCCGCUGCCACCUCCGCCGCCGUCAAUUGGCAAGAUUCUGCCACCGUUAGCCUCCGUGUGAAUAAUUCCGAUGGAGCUGAAUUAGCUGAAGCUGAGCCGAGUCGAGCCGUGAUGGCUCAGUCGUUGUCGAGCAGCGUGGUGUGUUCUUCGGAUACAAUGACUCAACAAGAGUCUUCGGAAACUUCGUGUGCUUCGACGACGACGUCGUUUGCGGACAAAGACAGCGACGAGGAGAAGCUGUUUGAUUUGCCGGAUUUGUUUACUGAUGGGAAUGAGAUGAUGAUACGAAACGAUGCGUUUUGUUAUUACUCGUCCACGUGGCAACUCUGUGGAGCCGACGCUGGGUUUCGGCUUGAAGAGCCGUUUUUCUGUCUCAAUGACUAAAUUACACACUCCUCCAGCUCACUAACACCUGAUUAAUUUGCCUCUCCUUUUUUCUUUGUAAUCCUCUCUAUCUAAGUUUGUUUUUUUUUUCUUUUCAAUUUGAGUG
Eutrema salsugineum is the source of this 1028-nucleotide messenger RNA. RefSeq names its product ethylene-responsive transcription factor ERF034. Lineage: Eukaryota; Viridiplantae; Streptophyta; Magnoliopsida; Brassicales; Brassicaceae. The coding region runs from base 26 to 922 and encodes 298 amino acids. The record is from RefSeq and is a predicted model, not a curated record. Gene Ontology annotation, biological process: regulation of DNA-templated transcription. Gene Ontology annotation, molecular function: DNA binding; DNA-binding transcription factor activity. The transcript has a single exon.